AUGGCCCCGUCCCAGUCACAUCUCGCCUUUCUCGAUCCCCUCAUGGAGUCCAUCUCCUUCUAUGCAGUCUCCACGACGAAUCGAAGUGGCUUGAUUAUCAUCGCUGAAACACUGUUUAUGACGUGGAUGAUCAUAGUGAAUCUGAUUCGACUAUACAUGCGUCUGGCGAUCAAUGGACCGGUCAAGAUUGAUGACGCGGUAGUCUUUACUGGGAGUGUAAUAGCCAUUGCCCAUGUCGGAACAAUCAUAGAUGCAACUUCACAUGGUCUGGGCCGAUCGGAGGACGAAAGCUCGGCGUCGGACUUAAUACGCGCUGGAAAGGUCGCCCUCCCUAUCCUUGAACCCCCAAACCUGGCCUUUAGUGCCGCUCGAAAGAAGAACAGAAGAAUCAAAGAGAAAGAAACUGACGAUAAUGCCUGGAAAAUUAUCACUGCGUUUGAUGUGAUUACAGAUAUCCUUACUUUUGGACUAUGUAUCCUCCUGGUGUGGGGAGUUCAGAUGCGGCGGAAGCAAAAAUGGGCAGUAAUUUUCGCGUUUGGGACUAGGGCUCCAGUUGUAAUCUUGAUUAUACUCCGCCAAACCUAUCUUGAGCGCUCACUUUUCCAUUCCAACGCGCCUCUGCAUCUAUCGAGUGCAAUGAUCCUGACCGCUAUUCUCCUUCACUGCAGCAUCAUGGUAUCCACCGUGCCAUGUCUGAAGCCGUUUGUUAUGUCAUUCAAUACCGGAUGGGGACAGGGCGUCACAAAUGGCAACGGGCAAAACUCGUAUUUAACACCUACGGGGAAAAGCGCAUCGGCCAACCAAUCCCACUUCUACUCAAUGAACCGAGGAGAGGAGGUCGAGGCUUAUUGGAAUAAUUCCCGGCUAUCGCAGGAUAGCCAGCACUCGCAACGUCUGAUUAUUCACCAGGUGCGAGAGUGGAAGGUGGAGGAGCAGUAUGAGAUGCACUCUGUACAGAAUAAAAUUUAA
This is a messenger RNA of Penicillium expansum, 969 nucleotides long. RefSeq lists its product as uncharacterized. Lineage: Eukaryota; Fungi; Ascomycota; Eurotiomycetes; Eurotiales; Aspergillaceae. The coding region runs from base 1 to 969 and encodes 322 amino acids. The record is from RefSeq and is a predicted model, not a curated record. The transcript is spliced from 5 exons.